This is a messenger RNA of Theobroma cacao (cacao), 1612 nucleotides long. RefSeq names its product myosin heavy chain-like protein. NCBI's taxonomy places the organism in Eukaryota, Viridiplantae, Streptophyta, Magnoliopsida, Malvales, Malvaceae. The record is from RefSeq and is a predicted model, not a curated record.
CAAGCAAGAACCAACCAUAUUCCCAGACUUAGCCAGCACCAAAGAAAAUUGUCAAUAGAAUAAAAAAAAAAAAAUUACAGACAGAGACAAGGAUUAGAUCAGCAAAAGUCAAAGAACGGGAGAAGAAGAAAAGGAGAGAGUGCAAAAGCAGUCUCUCUUUUUUGGAUCCCUCAACCUCAUAAUAACACAUAGAAAUACUCAUUAUUCUCUCUCUUAUUAUUAAGUUUUGACCCUUUGGCUUUCAUUUUUUUUUCCCUCUCUUGAAAGAUCUUAGAUUUUUCUCUUCCAUUUCUUCGAGAUGAUCGGCCGUGGCGGUCGAGCAUAUUCAUCUCCUGAGAUAGCACGUCCUUCCUCUAGUGAUUACCACCAUGUUGAAGGUCAAGACUUCACUUUCGAAGGGAUUGCUGCAAACGUGAAGCUCCUUCUGAAGUUGAUCCACGAGCAAAGCCAGGCGAGCAAUGGGGACCAAGAUGGUCGCAGAGCGCAAAGGGUGGCUGGGAUGAUCAGCAUCCUGGACGAUGUUAAAACCCGGAUCCAAAAAUAUUCACCACCUGUUGGCAGCUCUUUGAAGGAGUUCAGGCGGUGCAACACAGAUCUCAGGCCUCAUCGUGCUCCGAGAGACAAGAAGUCCGGUGCGGAUGUUGUGAUAGAUGAGAAAGAGAAGUUGAGAAGAGAGCUGCAUGCAAGCUCUGCUGCAAGGAAGAGCCUAGAAGCGAUGUGUUCUAGCUUGGGAAAGGAGAAGGAAAUCAUGGCCUCGGAGCUUUCUCGAAAGGUUCAAGAAUUGAAUGGAAUGGAGGAACUCAUCAAUGAUCUUAAGGCACAGAAUGAGACGUUGCUGGCUAAAGUGCAAGCUUGCGCGGCAGAGCAUAGAGAGAAGAAGCAUGGGGGAGAUCAGACUCAAGGGGUCAAUGCUGCCCUUCAAGAGCGAAACAAGGCACUUUCGGAGCAACUUUUGAAGUCUCUUGAUGGGUAUCGAUCCUUGAAGAGAAAAUAUAAAGAUGCAAAAGAGGAAAACGUGGGGAUUCAAACGACAAUGGAGGAAAUGGGGGUUGAAGUAGCAGCAGGACUUGGUGGAGUACAUGGACUCAAGCAGCGGUUGGCAGCAACAGAAGUACGGGAAGCAGACAUUGAGAGGGAAAUUUCAGCACUGGAAUGCAUGUUCGAGAGUUUCAAUGUUAAGAUUUCGAAGCACAUGCAAAAGAAAAGCACCUGUAACUGAGAUCAAAAUGCUGGUAUGGUGGCCCUGUCUUCUAUGCCAGCAUAGGAAGGUUUUGGCAGAUGCUUCAGUUCAAGAUGACAAAUCACAUCCGUGAAUAUUUUGGUAUUAUUGCAUUGAUUUAGUUCAGUUUUCUAGCUUGAGCCCACAAUCUCAAUAGUUGCAUAAAACCAAAGUUUUGUUCUUUUUCAUCUCAUCUUGGAAUCCAUAUGUAUUUCAUGUUGCUUUUUUGAAAGCUCUUUGUGAAAAUAACUUGACUCUUGUAAACAUAUGACAGAUUUAUGUGAUUGAUUUCAAUCAAUCAUAGAUCAUGCAUUCUAUUUUGAAAGCAAAUUUCACUGUAACCUGUAAGUUUUCUCCAUGAAGAACAAUCCAUAAACAAUAAAUUUUGCAUGA